Messenger RNA from Cygnus olor (mute swan), 5508 nucleotides. RefSeq names its product ephrin type-B receptor 5. The coding region runs from base 469 to 3645 and encodes 1058 amino acids. Gene Ontology annotation, molecular function: transmembrane-ephrin receptor activity; ATP binding; protein binding. Gene Ontology annotation, cellular component: plasma membrane; neuron projection. The record is from RefSeq and is a predicted model, not a curated record. NCBI's taxonomy places the organism in Eukaryota, Metazoa, Chordata, Aves, Anseriformes, Anatidae. Gene Ontology annotation, biological process: central nervous system projection neuron axonogenesis; axon guidance; protein phosphorylation. The transcript has 18 exons.
UCUGGUAAGUGGGAGGAAGAGAGGCAUCUAUGGGAGAGGGAACCCGGGUGGGGAGAGGAAAAACAUUACCAGAGAAGGACCAGGAGAGGAGUGCAAGAACUGAGACUGGUCACAAAUGUCGGGCUUAUUGAAGACAUCUAUUGGCUGUGCCUUGGGCUGGGGAACAAAGCGAUAGUGGGCGCAGAGUGGGAAUGACCCAGCGCUGGCCCACCAAGAUGGUGUAAUUUACACGGUGAAAACAGCCUUUGUCCAACUUCUCUGAUGCCAGGAGACAGCUCUUUACAGCUUUGGUGGGAAGGCCUCCUCUUGAGUAAUACUGGGAAGUGAAGGGGGUGUUGCUGGAGUCCUACAAAAGUAUUACUGUGUGAAGGCCUAUGCUUUGAUACUGAAACACUUCAAGCAACCUCCGAACAUUUCAAGGGAGUAGUGAGUGUCUAUUAGAGAUGGUGGAAACUACAGAGAAUCUUCAUGGAUUCUAAUGCUGGCAUCAAUGCAAGAAGAGUGUUCGGAAUGGGUUGGCUCUGGAUGAUCUGCUUCUUUCAUCUAGUCACCUCUCUAGAAGAAAUACUUCUGGAUACAACUGGAGAAACCUCAGAGAUUGGCUGGACCACUCACCCUUCUGAUGGGUGGGAUGAAGUAAGUGUUCUGGAUGACAAGAAGCGCCUGAUCCGAACCUUUGAAGUCUGUAAUGUGGCUGAACCAGGUCAGAAUAACUGGUUGCGUACUCAUUUCAUAGAACGACGUGGAGCCCACCGAGUCCAUGUCCGCCUCCGUUUUUCAGUGAGAGACUGUGCCAGCAUGCGCACUGUGGCCUCUUCUUGCAAGGAGACUUUCACACUCUACUACCACCAGUCAGAUGCUGACAUAGCCUCUCAGGAACUGCCAGAAUGGCGUGAAGGCCCCUGGACCAAGGUGGAUACUAUUGCAGCUGAUGAAAGCUUUUCCCAGGUGGACAGCACUGGGAAGGUAGUAAAGAUGAAUAUUAAAGUACGCAGCUUUGGGCCACUCACUAAGCAUGGCUUCUACCUGGCCUUCCAGGACUCAGGAGCUUGCAUGUCCCUGGUGGCAGUCCAGGUCUUUUUCUACAAGUGCCCAACUGUAGUGAAAGGAUUUGCCUCUUUCCCUGAAACUUUUGCUGGAGGGGAAAGAACCUCACUGGUGGAGUCACCAGGGAAAUGUGUAGCAAAUGCUGAAGAGACAAGCACAACUGGGUCUUUAGGUGUUCGGUUGCACUGCAAUGGAGAAGGGGAGUGGAUGGUGGCCAUUGGACGAUGCACCUGCAAGGCUGGCUACCAACCUGUUGAUGAUGAACGAGCCUGCCAAGCCUGUCCCCUUGGUUCCUUUAAAGUGUCUGUGGGAGACGACCCUUGCCAUCUCUGCCCUGCCCACAGCCAUGCUCCGCUGCCAGGUUCCAGUGAAUGUGUGUGUCAGAACCACUUCUACCGAUCUGCUUCUGACAAUUCUGAUGCUCCCUGCACUGGUGUUCCCUCUGCUCCCCAUGACCUUAGCUAUGAAAUUGUUGGCUCCAAUGUUCUCCUGACCUGGCGCCUUCCCAAGGAUCUGGGUGGCCGCAAGGAUGUUUUCUUCAAUGUCAUCUGCAAAGUAUGCCCAACAGGUUCUCCAGGACCCUGUGUGCGCUGUGGAGACAGUGUACAAUUUGAACCACGCCAAAUGGGCCUGACAGAAAGUCGUGUGCAGGUCUCCAACCUGCUGGCCCAUGUACAGUACACCUUUGAGAUCCAGGCUGUCAACUUGGUGACUGAGUUGAGUUCAGAAGCACCCCAUUAUGCCACCAUCAAUGUUAGCACCAACCAGUCAGUCCCCUCUGCAGUCCCUAUGAUGCAUCAGGUGAGUCGUACUACCAGUAGCAUCACACUGUCUUGGCCUCAGCCAGACCAGCCCAAUGGAGUUAUCCUGGAUUAUCAGCUACGCUAUUUUGACAAGGCAGAAGAUGAGGAUAAUUCAUUCACCUUGACUAGCGAAACUAACAUGGCCACCAUAUUAAAUCUGAGCCCAGGCAAGAUCUAUGCCUUCCAAGUACGAGCUAGAACAGCAGUGGGCUAUGGUCCAUACAGCGGAAAGAUGUAUUUUCAAACUCUAAUGGGAGGGGAGCGCUCGGAGAUGGUGCAGGACCGACUGCCACUUAUUGUGGGCUCAGCGCUUGGUGGUCUAGCCUUCUUGGUAAUUGCUGCCAUUGCCAUCCUUGCCAUCAUCUUCAAGAGUAAAAGGCGGGAGACUCCAUAUACAGACCGCCUGCAGCAGUACAUCAGUACACGAGGACUUGGAGUAAAAUACUACAUUGAUCCUUCAACCUACGAGGAUCCCAAUGAAGCUAUUCGAGAGUUUGCCAGGGAGAUUGAUGUGUCCUUCAUCAAGAUUGAGGAGGUCAUUGGAUCAGGAGAGUUUGGAGAGGUGUGCUUUGGGCGCCUAAAACACCCAGGGAAACGUGAAUGCACAGUAGCUAUUAAAACAUUGAAGUCAGGUUAUACAGAUGAACAGCGGCAAGAGUUCCUGAGUGAGGCCAGCAUCAUGGGGCAAUUUGAGCAUCCCAACGUCAUCCGUCUGGAGGGUGUGGUCACCAAGAGCCGACCAGUCAUGAUUGUUACAGAGUUCAUGGAUAAUGGAUCACUGGAUUCCUUCCUCAGGCAAAAGGAGGGACAGUUCAGCGUGUUACAGCUGGUGGGAAUGCUACGAGGGAUUGCAGCUGGCAUGCGCUACCUUUCAGACAUGAACUAUGUGCAUCGUGACCUGGCAGCACGUAACAUCUUAGUCAACAGUAACCUCGUGUGCAAGGUUUCAGACUUUGGUUUGUCCCGCUUUUUGGAGGAUGAUGCUUCAAAUCCUACCUAUACUGGAGCUCUGGGCUGCAAAAUCCCCAUCCGUUGGACUGCCCCUGAAGCUGUCCAGUAUCGCAAGUUCACCUCCUCCAGUGAUGUCUGGAGCUAUGGCAUUGUCAUGUGGGAAGUGAUGUCCUAUGGUGAGAGACCUUACUGGGACAUGUCCAAUCAGGAUGUAAUUAAUGCUAUUGACCAGGACUAUCGCCUGCCACCACCUCCGGACUGCCCAACUGUUUUGCACCUGCUGAUGCUUGACUGCUGGCAGAAGGAGCGGGUCCAGAGACCCAAAUUUGAACAAAUAGUUAGUGCCCUAGAUAAAAUGAUCCGCAAGCCAUCUGCUCUCAAAGCCACUGGCACUGGGAGCAGCAGACCGUCUCAGCCUCUCCUGAGCAACUCCCCUCCAGAUUUCCUUUCACUCAGCAAUGCCCAUGAGUGGUUGGAUGCCAUCAAGAUGGGUCGUUACAAGGAAAAUUUUGACCAGGCUGGUCUGAUUACAUUCGAUGUCAUAUCACGCAUGACUCUGGAAGAUAUCCAACAUAUUGGAAUCACCUUGGUUGGUCACCAGAAAAAGAUACUAAACAGCAUUCAGCUCAUGCGAGUCCAUUUGAAUCAGCUUGAACGAGUUGAAGGAGCUGUGAAAUCACUGUAUGUCCACCUCUACAGCCUGUCGUUUUGUAGUCUGUUCAGAGAGGAAUUACUCCCCCUGGUGUUCUGCUUCCUGAAACAUGGAAGAAGGCUUAGCAGCCCUCAAACUGCCUUGUCCCUUAUCUCCCUUUUCUGCGUGAUGAAAACAAAACUCUCUUCCUGAAAUAUUCGCAGUUGAAACAUGCAGAUUCAUGACGACAUAUCAAGAUUUCUUUCUAGUUUCUGCCAUAACCUUUGUUCCUUGAACAAUGUGGUCUUUUGGUCAACUGAUAUAAGAGCAGGUCCCAAAUACGAGUACAAUGGAGUGGCAUCUUGACAUUUAUGUCUCAAGUAGUUAAUUGAGUUUGGACUGUUAUGUAUGUCUCAUACACAAAUAAGUGUGCUUACCUAACAAGGAUAAAGCUGUUUGCUUCCAAAAACUUGGAUUUUUUCUAGGUUGCAGUGGCACUAGAAAUUAUACAUGUUGCUGGCUAAAACUAGGUUUUUAGUUACAACCAAGCAACUCUUUCUCACUGUGUUAUGGAAACUGUUAUAGAAAUCUAUUAUUGGCCAUACAUUUGGAACUCUGUAAGUGAACAGAACAUUAAAAAUAAGAAAAGCAGUUUUAUUCAGAGAAAUCAGAUAGUUUGACAGAUAUGAAUGAAAAGGCACUACAUAAAAUAAGCUAUUUUAAAAUAGAUCUGCUAGUACCUAUUAAAAAAGGACAAUAUUUGUAAUAUAUCCUAAUAUCUCUACUAUAAGCUAAGUUGUAAAACUGUUACUGUUAUAACCUGCCAUCUCUGCAGAUUCAUGACAAGAAAGAACAAUAAUAAUGAUGAUGAUAAUAAACAAAUGUUUUUUUCCCAGCGAAGAAAGCUAUAGUAGAAAUAACAGUAGUCGAACAGCUGAGAACCAAUUUUUUUGACUUAUUAAAUAUUUUUGCAAACUGAAAUAUCUGCCAAUCAAACCUAUCAAUUAGCAAAAUAAAUGCCAGUUUAGGGACAUAGAAUCAUGUGAACAGCUGUUUAACUGCAUGCACACAGAACUUAGUGGGAAUGGAAUAUUUAUUGUUAGAUUGAUAGACUGAUUGAUUUUUUUCAAAUUUAGGAUGCUUUUUAGAUCUCUCUGGGAAAUAGUACUAGUUUAUUAAGAUAAGGCUGAGGAUAUUAGGUUGAGUAUCUUCCUACAAAUAUGUAUCUUAAAAUCAAUGAAAAGUUUAUGAGAUACCUCUUAUCCGGACACAGUCAGAGUACAGCACAAUUUGCAAGCUGAACUGAAAGUUCAGCUUUCAGUACCACAGACUUAGGUGUGGUCCCUUUUCUUAUGCCUAUGAGAUGAUGGCUUCCCUUCAGAAAGUAUGCAGAUAUGCUUUUGCUAUGCCUUUUGUAUGACAGUAAUAAUAUCCACCCUUAAUCUUUGUUUGAUAAGGUCUAACAAUGUGAGAUUUCCAUACCACCUGGUUAUCAUCUUUACACUUAUGUGGGACACAGAUUAUUUAAAGGAGUAUAAUUCAGGAGAAUUGAAUGGAAAAGAACUGAAUGAUAUUCAAAAUUAAGCAUGAAGAGGCGCUUUCUAAAAAGGAAGGUUUAUGGAGCUGUGACUAUGCUAAGACAUUUACUUAGGACCCCUUUAAGCUGGGUUCCUAGCUUCAUCAUGACCUGUAGAUAAAAAUAAGCUACUCAGGGCAUGGGAGUGGGAACAAGAUUUUUAAAGUUCUGAUUCAACGUUUUUCCUGGUUCUUGUUCAGCCUCAGAUUUCAGAACUCCACACCAGAUCCCAAUAAUCCAAUCCUGCAUUAUGUUGUUUCUUUCACUCGGUCUCGCUUUUUAGAACAGAGUAGUCCUUCCUGAUAGGUGUACACAUGUGAAUUUACUGUGAUUAGUUGUCUAAUCUAACAGAAUUUAUCUGAGGUAUACAUCUGUUCUCUAGACAAUAGCUCUGACCACAGAUUCCAGAAUGAGGACAGAAGCAUCAUGGAAGUUUCCUCUCCAGCAUUACAGCAGUGACAACAAACUAGUAAAUAAAUAAAUAAAUAAAUAGAGUAAAU